Molecule: messenger RNA, 693 nt
Organism: Suhomyces tanzawaensis NRRL Y-17324
Lineage: Eukaryota; Fungi; Ascomycota; Pichiomycetes; Serinales; Debaryomycetaceae
Exons: 1
Coding region: 1-693 (230 amino acids)
Cellular component (GO): endoplasmic reticulum membrane
Source: RefSeq, a predicted model, not a curated record
AUGAAGUUUGCCACUGUCUUAGCCGGUCUUUUCGCCUCUGCGUGUGUGUCUGCUGCGCCUGCAAUUGACCCCAAUGUCGCCAAAGAGCUCAUCAAGUUCCCCGUUGAAUAUACACUUGUGGAGUACCCCGACGUGGGAGCCAGAGAUGUGGCUGAGUUCAACAACGGAGACACCAUCACGUUGCAGUACUCCGUAAGCAACCAGGAGGAUAAGGAGGUGUCUUUGGUCGGAGUGGGUGGCAGUUUCCGUGACCCCACCAACAACCAGAUCAAGACCAACUUGACGGCAGCUGCCAUUGGUCCCUAUGUGUUGGCACCAGGCCAAUCGCAAACCUUCGUGCAGAAGGUGCCCUUGAACUUAAUUCCCGACAACUACUUGUUGACACCUGAGGUGUAUGUGUUCUACAACGAUGAGAUGAAGGCCCUCUCGAUUAGAGGCCAGUUGGCAGUUGUGAGCGACGUGACCAUCUCGUUGUUCAACCCACAAUUAUUGUUCUUGGAGCUUGUUUUGGCCGCCACUGUUGCUGGAUUGGCCUAUGUGGCCUACCAGAUCUGGGGUGCCAGCUACUUCGCUGGCACUGCUCCUGUGGCUCCUAAGAUCAGAAAGACCGCGAGUGGUUCCACCGUUGUUUCCGAUGCUGCCUGGUUGCCAGAUGUGCAUGUCAAGCAGAAGAAGUCCAAGAAGGUGGACUAA